Messenger RNA from Drosophila virilis, 1761 nucleotides. Its product is annotated as glucose-6-phosphate 1-dehydrogenase. Gene Ontology annotation, biological process: glucose metabolic process; pentose-phosphate shunt, oxidative branch. The record is from RefSeq and is a predicted model, not a curated record. Gene Ontology annotation, molecular function: NADP binding; glucose-6-phosphate dehydrogenase activity. NCBI's taxonomy places the organism in Eukaryota, Metazoa, Arthropoda, Insecta, Diptera, Drosophilidae. Gene Ontology annotation, cellular component: cytosol.
AAUUUCAAAAAAAUAAAUAUAAUCAAUAGGAAUAUCAAAAUUGAAAAUUGUGUCAUAGAAAAUUUGUAACGCUGAAAAUGCUACCGAUCGAUCCCAAUAAUGAGACCGCCUAUUCGUUUGUUGUUUUUGGCGCUUCGGGUCGUUUAGCGCUAAGUAAAAUCUUUCCAGCACUCUGGCAACUCUAUCGCGAUAAUCGUUUGCCGCAGGGCACUAAAAUUUUUACAUUCUGUCGCACCCAUCUAGAGGUCGGCACAUAUCGCAUCAAGUGUGUACCCUAUAUGGGUCUGAGCAAGGAUCGCGAUCAAAUAAAAUACAAUAGCUUCUGGUCCAAUGUGCAUUGCUGUCAGGGCAUGUACGAUAGCCCACAGGAUUAUGCGGAACUCACAGCAGCAAUGGUGCGCCAGGAGACCAGGCACAACAUGAGUCUGGCCAAUCGUAUCUUCUAUCUGGCCCUGCCGCCGAUCGUCUUUGAUCAUGUGACGCUCAAUAUCAGCCGUAAAUGUCUGUCGAUGACGGGCUGGAAUCGUGUAAUCGUUGAGAAGCCAUUUGCCAGAAACGAGCUCACCUAUAAACCAUAUCAGACGCAGCUGUGUCAAACGUUCAAGGAAUCACAAAUCUAUAUGAUAGACCACUAUCUAAGCAAACAGGUCAUUCAUAAUCUGUUCGUAUUACGUUUCACCAAUCACAUCUGGUCAGAGACGUGGAAUAACAAGCAUAUUGCGGCGGUCAUGAUAAGUGUGAAGUGCGAGAAGCCGGUGCAGGCACGUGCCGACUACUUCAAUCAAUUUGGCAUCAUACGAGAUAUUAUGACCAACGAUAUGAUGCAGUUGCUCGCCAUGCUGACCAUAGAGCAGCCGUACAGUAACUAUGUGGAGGACAUGAGAGACGAGAAGCUGAAGGUGCUCAAGCAAGUGCUAACACUUGACAUAAGCGAUGUCAUACUGGGACAGUAUUGCAAUAAUGGCGUGGAAACCGAUCCCACCAAGGUGGGCUAUACACAGCACGCCUACAUACCCAAGGAGUCCCUGACGCCCACCUUUGCGAUGGUUGUGCUGCGGAUCAAAAGCAAACGCUGGAAUAGCGUGCCGUUCAUAUUGCGCGUCGGUAAGGCCCUUAACGAAACCAAAACGGAGGUGCGAGUGCAGUACAAGGCAAUGGAAUGUGAUCGCAGUGAAAAUAAACUGAGCAUACCCAAUGAGCUGGUGUUGCGCCUGUCACCGCGGGAGCAGCUCUUCAUGCGCAUGAUGCUGAAGCGGCCAGGACAAGAGCUGUGCCUCAGGGAAACGGAACUUAACCUUAUGCUGCGGGACAGAACAGUGCCCGAUAAUUAUCAGAGUCUAUUGCUCGAUAUCUUUGCUGGCAAUCAAAUGCUCUUCAUGCGCACAGACGAACAGUGCGAAAUAUGGCGGAUAUUCUCGCCAGUUUUGGCAUAUAUUGAUGUGGAGAGGCCAAAGCCGCUGCUUUAUGACUUUGGGUCCAGCGGACCGAUGGCUGCAUACGAAAUGGCAGCCAGAAAUGGAUUUACAUUUUAUCAAUCGGACGAAUGGCACGCCAGACAGGGCAUGGCAAACACCACCCAGAAUGCGUCUAAAGAGGUCAUCAAAGCGGAGUCCAAUCGAGCCCAACAGGCGACACCCAGUUGGAUGACACCAUCAGCAAUGGGGAGUUAGGAGUAGAGUUUUCGUUAAGAGUCAGUUUUAGUUGUACUAGUGCUUUAUGUCAUAAAUUGGUUCAAGGCAAGCAAAUUUAAUAAAAUAUCCA